CAACCUCUGCCCAGAAGGGUUUCUCUUUAGCACAUCCUCGUAGCUGCAAGUCUCGGCGAAGCGCAGGUUGACGUGUAACUAAAGGCUGAGGAAGUGCUGGUGAAGCACCACGUCUCCAGGCGGUUGCUUUGGUGCAGGACUGCGGUGUGUUUGAAAGCGGAAAGGGCCAGCAAAAGUGGAACACGUCGUUUAUGUGCUUCCAAGGACUCAAAUGGAUCUUGAAAAAUAAUGAUUUGAUGACCACACCAGGAUAAAAGAUGAAGAAGAGUUUAGAGAAUGGCUUCAUGUCAGAGGCAUCCAUUCGUUUGCUUCUUUUAAUUGUGUUCCUUGUGACAGAACAGCUGCCUCCAUUUAAUCGUGAGAUUCAGCCUGAGGAGAUGUGGCUGUAUAAGUACCACCACGUGGAGCAUGACCACGUUCCCACCUCACUAAUGUUUUCCAUUGCCUGUUUCACUCCACUGGUGGUCAUCAUGCUGUUUGCAUUGCUGAAGAGGGUGGAGAAGGGUGACACCAGAGAGGCCUUUUUAGCGGUGACACUGACCUUGGUUCUGAAUGGGGUCUUCACCAACGCAAUCAAGCUGAUCGUGGGCAGACCUAGGCCGGAUUUCUUCUACCGCUGUUUCCCGGAUGGGCAGUUUAACCUUGAGAUGCACUGCAGUGGCGACCCCGAGGUGGUGAUGGAGGGGCGGAAGAGUUUCCCCAGCGGACAUUCCUCCUUUGCCUUCGCUGGCCUGGGCUUCACAGCGUUGUACCUGGCAGGCAAACUGCACUGCUUCAGCCCAGCAGGACAGGGCAAGGCCUGGAGACUGUGUGCCUUCCUCACACCCCUCCUCUUUGCGAUCAUGAUUGCACUGUCUAGGACCUGCGACUACAAACACCACUGGCAAGGUGAAGGCCCAAACCAGCCCCUUCCCCGACAUUUAGAUGUGCUGGUGGGGUCUCUUCUUGGCCUGGUCUUCUCGUACCUGUGCUACAGGCAGUACUACCCGGCGCUGGGCGACCCAGACAGUCACAGACCACUGAGGAACAGAGAACCCAUCCCAGCUGCCCAGGAGCGCAAGCAGGCCAACUCCAGCUUCAUUCUGCCUUUAUAGGGACCCAGCUUACGUCUCGCAGGCCUGUUGGGGGUUGAAGAGAUACCUCCUGACCGUGUCAGGUACUAGGGCCAGCUCCUCUAGUUCUGCACCACCAGUGUGUUUGCAUCCUGUUGCUGGCGGUGAUUUCUAAUUGUGCACAAACACAGUCGUACAUCUUUUUUCUUCUACUGACAAGGUAAUGGAUGUUUCCAAGGGGUUGAAGGUGCUGAGCAUUUCACAGCUCUGUGCAGAGAAUUUUGCCUGUGAACACCUUGAAUCUGCUAGAAUGCACAAGGGGGCCUCCCUUGACCUUCCGCAAAUGAUUUGUAUUCCCAUAGUUUAGAACUGUAUACUUAAUAGUUGUUGCACAGUGUCCAGAAACCAGCGGCACUGGAUUUCUUCAAGUGUGAACAGGAUGAUUAGAGUAAAUUGUGUGAUAUCAUUACCAUAUUACCUACCGAGUGUAUCACCUCAUUAUGUGACCUUAUAACCUGCUUUUCAGCAGCAUGUUUUAUAUGUUGAAGAACUGUGAAGUAUGGAUAAACCAUCGAUGUGUGAAAAAUGUGACCAAUUUAAGAGAAGCAGAGAAGGGGGAUCUGAUGGUUAUAGGGUUUUACUGGCUGUACCAAUGAAACAAGCAAAGCGUUUACAUGGUGCCUUUGUGCAAUAGUUCAUUUGCAACAUUCUGCAUUACAUGCAAGUCUAGAGUAAAUGGGUAGAGAUUCUCAGAUGAACACACCCUAUGUGUUCCCUAAAUAGAUAGAAUAGACUAGAAUAAUUGAUGCUUUGUGCUUACUUGGACCUUUCACAACAUGGUGUAGUACAAUGCAAGAAUACCUCACUCAUGUACAUGUACUUCAUGGACUUUCUUCCUCUACCUUCUUAGACGAUCUUUUUAAUUAUUUGAUGUAUGUGAUAUUGGGCAUUUUAUACAAUUUAUUUCAGUUGUGUUUUUAUUUGCUAUUUGUGGGGGUACAGGGUACACAUUGAUAUCAAAGAAAAAACACUUCUGCUAUAGUAGGGUAUUAUAAACUAAUAAUUGCUGUUUGCUGUAUGAGGUUUUAAUGUUUUUUUUCCCAAAGUCUGCCAUGUGACCCUAAUGUGUAUGUUGUUGGUUAGAGAAGCGUUACAACAUCAUGUUUAGCCCUUUGAUGAACUGAUGAACUUUAAUUUAACGGAUUGAUGAUCUAAAUGAAAUCAUUAUGUACUGUAGAUGUUGCUUUGUAAAGGUGCCAUUAAAGUACCAGGUUAGGAAGAAGGAAAUGGUGAUGAUGACCUUGAAUGGGACAAAGACACCAAGAGUAACUUGUCCAUAUCUUUAAGACCAUGUGGAUAUUAUAUACAUAUUAGUGUAGAUUUAUUUUUACUUUGACGGUAAUGCAGUUGCUCAUAAGCUUGUUAGAUGCAGAAUUUUAACUAGAUUAGCAUUUAAUUUUGCAAAAGUUCAUGUGAAGUAUAGGCAAGUGGCCAUAUGAUGAAAUGGCUUCCUUUCACACCGAUAAUUCAACACUAAUAUAUAAAUAA
Messenger RNA from Megalops cyprinoides (Indo-Pacific tarpon), 2600 nucleotides. RefSeq names its product phospholipid phosphatase 5 (gene plpp5). Bases 258 to 1094 code for a protein of 278 amino acids. The record is from RefSeq and is a predicted model, not a curated record. Gene Ontology annotation, molecular function: phosphatidate phosphatase activity. The transcript has 8 exons. NCBI's taxonomy places the organism in Eukaryota, Metazoa, Chordata, Actinopteri, Elopiformes, Megalopidae. Gene Ontology annotation, biological process: phospholipid metabolic process.